Molecule: messenger RNA, 4233 nt
Organism: Salvelinus fontinalis (brook trout)
Lineage: Eukaryota; Metazoa; Chordata; Actinopteri; Salmoniformes; Salmonidae
Product: neurexin-2-beta-like
Exons: 6
Source: RefSeq, a predicted model, not a curated record
AUUGGCCCUCUUCUGUCCACAGCUGGGACAACCUACAUCUUCGGGAGAGGAGGAGCCCUCAUCACAUACACCUGGCCCCCCAAUGACCGGCCGAGCACGCGGGCAGACCGGCUGGCGGUGGGAUUCAGCACACAGCUCAAGGAGGCCGUGCUGGUCAGGGUGGAGAGCGCAGAGGGACUGGGAGACUACCUGGAGCUGCACAUAGAACGAGGAAGGAUCGGCGUCAUCUUCAACGUGGGAACGGACGACAUCGUCAUCGAGGAGAGCGCGGUGAUGGUGAGCGACGGCAAAUACCACGUGGUGCGCUUCACGCGCAGCGGCGGCAACGCUACCCUGCAGGUGGACAGCCAGCCCGUCAUCGAACGCUUCCCCACAGGGAACUUUGAUAAUGAACGCCUGGCUAUUGCUAGACAAAGAAUCCCAUACCGACUUGGUCGGGUAGUUGACGAGUGGCUACUCGACAAAGGUCGACAGUUGACCAUCUUCAACAGCCAGGCGUUCAUCAAGAUCGGUGGUGGUGGCGGCGACAAGGCCCGUCACUUCCAGGGCCAGAUCUCGGGCCUCUACUACAACGGGCUGCAGGUGCUCAAGCUGGCAGCCGAGGGCGACCCCAAUGUGCAGGCCAAGGGCAACCUGCGGCUAGUGGGCGACGUGCCCUCGGUGCUCACCACGGACACCACCAGCACCACGCCGCUGGCCGACAUGUCCACCACCAUCAUGGAGACAACCACGACCAUGGCUACCACCACCACCCGCAAGCAGCGUUCACCCACCAUGAGGGACAGUGUCACACAGAACACGGAUGAUCUGUUGGUAGCAUCUGCUGAGUGUCCCAGCGAUGACGAGGACUUGGAGGAGUGCGAGCCUGGAAAUGGAGGUGAAUUAGUGUUGCCCAUAAUAACGGUGGACUCCCUAGACCCCCCAUCCAUCGCCACCCGCUACCCUGUAAUCCCCCCGCCCCCCACCUACCGGCCCCUCCUACCCUUCCUUGAAACUACCAAAGAGUCCCUCCCCCUGCCCAACGGUCGCCCCCCCUGCCCACUGGACCAGGAGGACUGCGAGGAGGCGGGACCCAUCGAGGUGUCCGCCUACGGCUCGGGUGAGAUGACCGAGUCGGACGACGAGGACUAUUACAAAAACUCCCCCCUCGUCACCGACAGGACGGUCCUCCCCCCUCCCCCCAACGAGGGUGGCAUCCAUAAUCCCCACGACCGUCACUUCUCCCACCGGCCCCCCAACUCCCACCGCCCCCCUCUGUCCUCCACCCCCACAGCCAACCCCAACCAGCUAGGCCCCAGGCUCAACAAGCCCGGCGGCAGCAGCAGCAAAAACCCCGCUGGCAAGAUGAACACCCGGGACCAGGUGCUGCUGCCGCCCGCCCACCCCUCCUCAGACCCUGACCGCCACCGCCACGUCCCAGGCGUAACCUACCCUCCCAAUUUCCCCCAUGUGCCCACCCCAGACCCCACCUCCCCAGAGAGAGGAGGGCCUCCCGGCGCAGUAGAAGUAAUCAGGGAGUCCAGCAGCACCACGGGCAUGGUGGUGGGCAUCGUGGCGGCCGCUGCCCUCUGCAUCCUCAUCCUGCUCUACGCCAUGUACAAGUACCGUAACCGGGACGAGGGCUCCUACCAGGUAGACCAGAGCCGAAACUACAUCAGUAACUCGGCCACUCAGAGCAACGGCACACUGGUGAAGGAGAAACAGCCGGGCACAGCCAAGACAACCACCAAGAACAAGAAGAACAAAGACAAGGAGUACUACGUCUGAGACCGGCCUAGCCAGAGACAGAGGACAAAAGGAGACGCACAGAGAGAGAGGAAGGGAGGGGGAGAGAGGAGAGGGGAGAGAUGGAGGUAGAGGAAGGAGAAAGGUAAGGCAGUAUAUGAACUGACAACUGUAAAGUAAUUAGCAAAAUCUUUGUGGGCAGAGUUUCAUUUUGUUUAGUGUGUAGGUUACAUUGCCGCCAAAAUGACCUCCUCGCUUUCCUCUUUAACCCAUUUAGAGCCUAAAGCAAAGGGAGAAAGGAUGGGAUUGGCACAGAAACGUUUUAAACGACUUAAUCAGAUCGACACAUAGUCCCACAACUAUUCAAAAUAUUCUUGGUAUUUUUCUUCAAUACAGUAAUACUCUUUCGCACUUAGCCUCAUAACAUUUUCUUUGAGAACACAAACAGACAAAGUCUUGAUUACAAUGGCCGCCAAACCUCGCUCAAUACAAUAUAAUUUUGUGCCAACAGCCAUACCCAGAGCUAAUGCUACAACGGAGCUAGGUAGUCCAGCACCAUUGAAAGGGUAUUGUAUUGUAAAUAGCCUACGAUCAGAGUUUAAGCAUGGUGAUUGACUAUAGAGAGACACAGGGAAGGAAGAACCACCAUCAGUGUUUGAGCAUAGACCUAUUCAUCGGUAUCAGAGGUUAAGUGUAUUGAUUCUAUCUACUAGAUGGGUUUGUAUUGGAAGUUCAAACCCCACUGCUAGCCAAGUACAUUAAUACCAAAAUACUGCCAAACAUACAGAAACUAGGUGUCAAAUCUGCCUCCUUCCCUCAUCUAAGUAUUCAAACAUCACCUCACUUGUCUCUCGUGAAGUCUCUCCCUCUUUCUCUCCCUCCUCCUCUCACUCGUGAGCAUCUUUUUUCUGUCCCUGUCUAUGGUCCUGAGGAGCUGAUGCAACAUUAUUCUGCUAUGUUUCAAGCAUGUAGUAGUCAUUUCCGAAAAAAGAGAAACUUUCUGUGGGAGAAAACACAAAAAAAUGACGAUGAUAACUAGCAAACCACGUGUGAGAACAACACCUUGAACCAACCAACGGAUGCUACGUAUUACGUUUUAGCCGCCAAAACAACUACUGAGGCCAAAACCCUGGGUCGUCUUUCAGUUCUCCAGCAGAUAUCCGUAAUGUGUUUUUCUUGGGGGCUCCACACGGCAUUUCCCCCUACUGAGCCCACUACCGCAGAGGAUGUGGCUCACCUCGUUACAGUCCUAUCACACACAAACCAGAAACCAACCUCCAGCAGACAACCUGACUUUGUUCUAUAUAAAUAUAUAUAUGUAUAGACGUUUCAGAGAAGAAAAAACCUAUGGACCUAACUGAGAGUGUGUCAUAAGAGGAGAAAUGCACCCUAAUGCGCGUGCAUCAGUGGACUCGGUGAUAGAUAACGAAGAUGAUGGACAAUUGAUACUUGACGUGAGACCGAUAUCCCCCACCAAUCCCCUUAAUCAUGCACACUAUGACCAACAUUCAACGACAGUGGGAAACGCAGUCCCACUACGGUGGAGAUUAAAAGGAAGAGUGGGACGGUGUUUUUUUUGUUUGCUGUUUUUGUUUUUUGUUUCCUUCCCUGAAAAAAUGAGAGACAUUUGAUGGAAAUUGUGAAUUAAUUUGCUGGAGUCCCACUGUCGCCCCCUAGUGUUGGGGGGAACGCGUACGCUACCUUGGAUCUGCGUUCUUACCUCUCAUUGGUCAAGACUGAUGACAGCCAAUGAGGGCAAGCCCAGUGAAAAACGUUAAAUGGAAAAAACACAGAACAAGGCGAACAGCAAGUUCACUUGCUGAUGUACAACAAGAACUCUGGUAUUCCAAUUUUCUCAACUCUAUUAAAAAAGAAAACUGUACCAUGAAAAGAAAAGAAAAACCUUUAAAAAAAGUUUGUGAAAUGUCUAAAUAUUUGAAUCUCUCAUCCCAUUACUAAGAAAAUGUGUUUUCCCUAUUACCAUUCCUGUUCGGAGAAAAAAAUAUGACAAAGAUAAUCAAUUCUGGGAAAUUUCAAAUGUAUAUGUUAUUUUUUUGGUAAUUAAGCAAAUGUGAUUUGGGUUACAAACGUUAAACCUCUCCUCCAUCCCUCCUACUGCCAUCUCAAUCCAUUCUUGUCCCACGUUCAUCCCUUCAUCUCUCCAUAUCUCAUCCCCUUUUCUCACAAUGGCAGAUUGUAGGUAACCAUUUAACUGAAGACCACACAUGGUCUCAUCCAUCCUCUCUUUUCUAUUUUCUAUUGUUUUAUAUCUAUCUAUAACUGCUAGAGUCAAAAUGGCCGCCAUGUCUGGAGAAUGGCUCCAUCCCACCCAUCCUUUUUCCUCAUCCAGUUUGUCCGGUUUCUCUUUCAAUCCAUUGCAAAAAGAACCAUCCUCCUCCCAGUAUCUUCCUGUUCUUUCUAAAUGUUAUUGUAAAGUGUUCCAGUGAGAUUACUCUAAAUAUGUGUACAUUAACAGAGGGGAAUACACUUGGUUAUAUACUUCUUCUA